This is a messenger RNA of Oppiella nova, 401 nucleotides long. The record is from the annotation of a GenBank genome assembly. Lineage: Eukaryota; Metazoa; Arthropoda; Arachnida; Sarcoptiformes; Oppiidae.
AGAAACACUACAAUGUUUUGCAUUGUGCUGUAAAACAUGACCAAACAGACAUUACUAUGUAUUUACUCGAAAAUGUUGAGGACCUGGACAUUAAUGCAAUUGACAAAUUGGGUCAAACGAGCUUACAAAUGGCAUCAAUUAAUAACAACCUGGAAAUCGUGCAAAAACUCAUUUCAUGCGGAGCUGAACUCAAUAUUAAAGAUAAACAAGGGAGAAGUGCUGGUCAUUGGGCGGCAUUCAAAGGACACGACGAGAUACUCACGGCUCUCAUCAAAGCUGGCAUUGAGAUCGACGACAGGGAUGGCGAUGGCAAGACUGCCCUCCAUUUGGCAGCUGAAUAUGGCUUCAAAGAUGCUUCAAAUACAUUGAUACAACAUAACUGUGAUAUUUUUGCAACUGAU